AUGAUGAACACACUCGCAAACCACGGAUUCCUCCCACAAGACGGCAGAAACAUCACAAGAGAUACGCUCGUUGAGGGUCUACGUGAUGCUCUGAACUUCAAUUCUUCGCUUUCUAGCCUGAUGUUCGAUAUGGGUGUCGUCGCCAACCCAGAACCCAACGCGACAUACUUCACACUUCGAGCGGAUGCGUACUUUGGGAGCAACCACAUCUUCAACGAAACGAUUUUCAACGAAACAAAGGCAUACUGGACCUCUGAAACUCUCACACCCGCCAUGCUGGCCAACAGCAAGAUCGCCCGCCAGAUCAACUCAAAGGCUUACAAUCCAAACUACAAAUUCACCUCACAGACCGAACAGUUCAGUCUUGGUGAAGUGGCUGCUCCAGUUAUUGCAUUUGGAAACACCCAAUCAGGGGAGGUCAAUCGCACUUUGGUUGAAUAUUUCUUUGAAAACGAGCGCCUUCCGAUCGAUCUGGGCUGGAAGAAAUCCUCCAAGGCUAUCACCCUUAGCGACAUCCUGCGAGUCACCCAAAUGAUCAGCAAUGCCACGAACCUGAUCACUUCCUCCUCUUCCAAAAACCGUGUCAGAAAUGAACUUUGA
Penicillium salamii is the source of this 600-nucleotide messenger RNA. NCBI's taxonomy places the organism in Eukaryota, Fungi, Ascomycota, Eurotiomycetes, Eurotiales, Aspergillaceae. The record is from the annotation of a GenBank genome assembly.